GCUGUCAAAAUCGUACCGUAGUGCUGUGACGUCACACCUCAUAUGAUUCCGAGUCAAAACACAAGACUGAGCUGAGGAGGAAAUCAGAGCAGACGAAAUCAUGGCCAUAGCAGCAGCCCAAGGAAAAUUAAUUGCCGUCAUUGGCGAUGAGGACACGUGUGUUGGUUUUCUCCUAGGAGGUAUAGGAGAGAUAAACAAGAAACGGGAGCCAAACUUUUUGGUUGUUGAUAAAAAUACCAGUGUACAGGAAAUAGAGGAAGUAUACAAGAAAUUCAUGAAGAGGGAUGACAUUGAUAUCAUCCUCAUAAAUCAGAAUAUUGCUGAACAAAUCCGCCAUGUCAUAGACACUGACAACGAUAACCCACUGCCUGCUGUUCUAGAGAUUCCUUCGAAAGACCAUCCGUAUGAUCCCACAAAAGACUCUGUCCUUCGGAGAGCCAAGGGUCUCUUCAGUGUUGAUGACAUGCGCUAAAAGCUGGGAUCUUAUACCCAAGCUGUUUCGUUGUACAUUCCAUGGCUUGGCAGCAAAAAUUAUGCACAAUUAUUUUUCAUUUUCUCUUACUUGUGAGGGUUGUUGUUGUGAAGUUGUGUAAGGGUUGAAAUACUCAUACCUAAGAUUCAUAUAUUUGCAACAUUUUAAAAUUGUAUCAAAUCAACUAACAUGUAUGCAAGUUUUGAAUUUUGUAAUUAGGUGUUUCAUAGUCACUAUAAAUGUAUAGAUAAUAUAGUUUAUUGUUUGAA
This is a messenger RNA of Macrobrachium nipponense, 741 nucleotides long. Its product is annotated as V-type proton ATPase subunit F-like. The record is from RefSeq and is a predicted model, not a curated record. Gene Ontology annotation, cellular component: proton-transporting V-type ATPase, V1 domain; membrane. Gene Ontology annotation, molecular function: proton-transporting ATPase activity, rotational mechanism. Bases 101 to 472 code for a protein of 123 amino acids. Gene Ontology annotation, biological process: proton transmembrane transport. The transcript is spliced from 5 exons. Lineage: Eukaryota; Metazoa; Arthropoda; Malacostraca; Decapoda; Palaemonidae.